CGUGAGAAAGGAGCUUCAUACGAAGGCACGCCAUGGAUCCCUUACAAAACGCGAAAGUUAAACAAUACGUGCUAAAACACUCUCUGCCGCAAAUUUAUCAGGCCCUGUUGACAGCUUCAUGUUUGUCAAGCCCAAAUGAUCCAAUACAGUUUCUGGAAAAUAAACUUGUUGCCCUUCAAGGACAUCAUAAUCUCCACGACAUUGACUGGUACACAUUUGCUCAUGAUGCAGAAAACCAAAUAGCAAAAACCUCAUUGACACGUGGCAGGGUGCGUUCCAUCUUCAAGGAGGCCGAAGACUCGCUGCCCACAUAUCUGUUAGAGAAAGUCUACUCCUGUUACCGAAGACAUCUAACAAAGUAUUGCUUCAGACAAUGGGUGAAGUACAUCACACAAAGGAAGAGGAAGGCCUACGAGCUUCACCAGAAGAUGAGGUCGGCUGGAGAGCACUACGGGAGGAAACGGCAGGGCCUAGCACUCACAAGUUGGAUCAGCUGGUUAGGAUUCAGAAAGAGCGUCCAAGCAGCGGUCUUUGAGAAGCUUCAGAAAGUGUUCAAUGGCAUCCGCUUUAAACGCAUAAUAACCAUAUGGAGCUUUGCUGUGAAGGAAUCAAAGAGGACCAAGGAAUACUUGGAGACACUGGAUAAGGGUGUGCUGGAGAUGAGCGACCAGGCUGGAGAGGGAUGUGACAGUGUCUCCGUUCUCCCCGGGAAGCUCUCCAAUAAGAUCUUCCAGUAUUUAGAGUUGCGAGACCUGCUGAAAUGUGAGCUAGUGUGCAGUACGUGGAGAGCCAUCACACAGUCGGGGCAUCUGUGGAGUCGGGUAAACUUCUCUGUAGAAAAAGACUGGAUCACUGACCUGACGGUCAAGGAGAUUCUACAGAAGUACCGGCCCUUUGUCACCAACCUCAACCUACGCGGCUGCACGUCCCUUACCUGGCUUAGCUUGACAUGCAUCAAUAAAUGCAGAAACCUCCAGGACGUCAACGUGUCAGAGUGCUCCAAUAUAACUGAUAUGAUGGUGCAGAGCCUGGUGGAGGCGUGUCCCAACCUCCUCUACCUCAACCUCUCCUGCACACCGGUGACGAAUGAGGUCCUGCGGGCACUCUCAAGAAGCAGUCUGAGCCUCCAGUACCUCAGUCUGGCCUAUUGCCAGCACUUCACAGAUAAAGGCUUAAAGUAUCUUACCACAGGGAAGGGCUGCCACGACCUGGUCCACCUCAACCUGUCUGGCUGCACACAGAUGACAGUGGAUGGAUUCAGAUACAUCUCAACAGGAUGCCCAUCACUCAAAGAGAUUGUGAUCAAUGAUAUGGCCACGCUGUCUGAUAGAUGUGUUGUGGGUCUGAUCGCGCAGUGUUCUUCUCUCUGCGCCCUCUCCCUCUUGGACACGCCUCAUCUGUCUGACGCCGCCUUCAAGGCCAUUGCAGAAGUCUCCAAACUCAAGGCUUUCAGCACGGAGGGAAACGGCCGCAUCACGGACAGCAGCUGGAAGGCCCUGUGUCACAGCUCUCCCGGUCUGCGCAGGCUGCAUGCAGCCGAGUGCCCCAGGAUGACAGACGCAUGCCUGAAGUCUGUAGCCACCCUGAAGAACCUGAACUACCUAGACAUCUCACAUUGCAACAAGGUGAGCGAUGUCGGUGUGCGGUUUCUGACAGAGGGCUCUGCUGCAGCCAAACUGAGAGAGCUGAACCUAAGUCACUGCAGUAGAAUCCGGGACAUCUCCGUCAUGAGGAUCGCCCAGAAGAUGUUGAAACUGUUCCACCUCAACCUGAGUCACUGCAGCAGUCUGACUAACAGCAGCUUGGAGUGUCUGACCGGUAGCAGGCUCUGCUCCCUGGACCUCAGUGGCUGCAGCCUCCAGGACCAGGGGCUGGGGGCUCUGGAAGGCGUCUGUCUAAGGAGGCUGGUGCUCUCGCAGUGUGUCCACAUCACAGACGUUGGCGUUGAGAAGCUGUUGAAGCGUCUGAGAGACCUGGGCCACCUGGACGUCUCUCACUGCGUGGGUCUGUCCGACAACGCCAUCAAGGCCCUCUCCUUCUACUGCAGAGCACUGGUCAGCCUGCGCAUGGCUGGCUGCCCCAAGAUGACCGACGUGGCGCUGCAGUACCUGACGGCUGGCCUGCGUUACCUGCGGGAGCUGGACGUCAGCGGCUGUGUGCGGCUGAGCGACCGGAGUGUCCGUCUGCUGGAGCGCAUCUGCCCACCGCUGGGCAGCGUCACCCUGGCUUACUGCUGUGGCAUCUCCAAGACGGCGGCCCUGAGGCUGAAGCCACGUGUGAAGUGCUGGGUAAACAGCGUCGAUGACCCGCCCCUCUGGUUCGGUUACAACAACAUGGGCCAGAUGCUGGAGCCAAUCAAAAGCCCCAGCCAGAGUGAUGUCACUGGCAGGCAGGGGGAACCAGCGGAGGAGACGGUGGAUGAAGAGAGCAGCAAACUGACCUGAGAUAGAAUCAUGCACCCCUUCAGAUAUCCGUUAUGCUGUGCCUGCAGCAGGGGCGUGUCCACUGGGUCACAUUGAGAAGGCCCUGUGUUGUGGAGGUCUGGUGGCGCCCCCAUGUUAUUAUGGGAAAAACCCACAAAUUACAUUUGAGCAUUUUAUUUUUUUUGACGCUAUUGUCAAAAGCUACUUCUAAUAAGUGUAUGUAACAAUGAGUACAUAAGAAUUAACAACAAAGGGUAACUGCUUUUAA
Messenger RNA from Gadus morhua (Atlantic cod), 2691 nucleotides. It is a transcript of the gene fbxl13, whose product is annotated as F-box and leucine-rich repeat protein 13. Gene Ontology annotation, molecular function: protein binding. Lineage: Eukaryota; Metazoa; Chordata; Actinopteri; Gadiformes; Gadidae. Gene Ontology annotation, biological process: SCF-dependent proteasomal ubiquitin-dependent protein catabolic process. Gene Ontology annotation, cellular component: SCF ubiquitin ligase complex. The coding region runs from base 33 to 2444 and encodes 803 amino acids. The transcript has 21 exons. The record is from RefSeq and is a predicted model, not a curated record.